AUGGCGGAGCGCAUCCUCAUGAAUGAGUUCAAGGCUCUCCUCAAAGAGAAAUGGGUUAAUGUCCAGUUACACAAUGACGACAUCUUCAAGUGGGAUGUCGCACUGAUCGUGAUCAACCCGGACUCGCUGUACUAUGGCGGUUACUUCAAGGCCUCUAUGAGUUUCCCAUCAAACUACCCUUACGCUCCGCCAAAGUUCCGCUUCCUACGACCCCUCCACCACCCGAACAUUUAUUCCGACGGCAAGCUAUGCAUCUCCAUUCUCCACCCACCCGGGGAAGAUGAAAUGUCCGGUGAGCUUGCCUCAGAACGCUGGUCCCCGGCCCAGCGUGUUGAGUCCGUCCUGAUCUCCAUUCUCUCCCUCCUCGACGAUGCCGAGCCAUCAUCCCCCGCAAAUGUCGACGCCGCCGUUCUACUCCGCAGAAAUCCAGAAAGAUACCGUCAGUUGGUCAAGGAGGACGUCGAGAGGUCCAAGGCUGAUAUCCCCACCGGCUUCGAGAUGCCUACUCACGACACUCCGAUCCAUGAACCCGUGGAGAAGGAAGACCACGACUUCUGGGCGGAUAGUGAUGCCGACAGCGAUGUGUUUGGCGGCAGUGACUCUGACGACGAGCUUCAGUCUAGCAAUAGCGAAAUGGAGGUGGACGGCGAUGACUCGGAUGAUGAUAUUAUCGAAUGA
Molecule: messenger RNA, 678 nt
Organism: Penicillium bovifimosum
Lineage: Eukaryota; Fungi; Ascomycota; Eurotiomycetes; Eurotiales; Aspergillaceae
Exons: 3
Coding region: 1-678 (225 amino acids)
Biological process (GO): protein polyubiquitination; proteasome-mediated ubiquitin-dependent protein catabolic process
Molecular function (GO): ubiquitin conjugating enzyme activity
Source: RefSeq, a predicted model, not a curated record